AUGCAGCUCUGCCUCCUCCUCUGCCUUUUGCUGCUCAGCCCGCAGGGCUUGGGCCACCACCACCACUCCUGGAGGGCAAAGAAGAGGGCCAGAGAGCUGCCUGUCGUCCCCACGGCGGCCCCUGAUAACGGGAACUUCACCUUCGACCUCUUCAGGGCCUUGGUGGCCGCCAGCCCCAACCAGAACGUCUUCUUCUCCCCUCUGAGCGUCUCCAUGCCCCUGGCCAUGAUCUCCCUGGGGGCUCGGUCCACCACGAGGGCGCAGAUCCUGGGCGCCUUGGGCGUCGGCCUGCAGGGGGGCGCGGAGGAAGAGGAGCUCCACAGAGGCUUCCAGCGGCUGCUGCAGGGGCUCAGCCCGCCCCGGGAGGACCCCCAGCUGAGCCUCGGCAACGCCCUGUUCCUCAAGCCCACGGUGCACGUCCAGGACACCUUCCUGAGAGCCAUGAGGACGCUGUACCUGGCAGACACUUUCCCCACCAACUUUGAGGACCCUGAAAGGGCCCAGAAGCAGAUCAACGAUUAUGUGGCAAAGCAAACUAAAGGCAAGAUUGUGGACCUGGUUAAGGACUUCGACAGCUCCGAGAUCAUGGUUAUGGUGAAUUACAUCUACUUUAAAGCUAAGUGGGAGACACUCUUCGACCCCAAAAGCACCCACAAGCAGGACUUCCACGUGAACUCGGAGACGGUGGUGCAGGUGCCCAUGAUGAAACGCGAGGAUGACUAUUACUACCUCCUGGACCGGAACCUCUACUGCAGGGUCGUGGGGCUCCCCUACCAGGGAAAUGCCACGGCUCUCUUCAUUCUCCCCAGCGAGGGCAGGAUGGGCAAGGUGGAAGCUGAACUGAGCCAGGAGACGCUGAGGAAGUGGCUCAAGAAGUUCACCAAGAGAAAGCUCCAGCUUUACCUUCCCAAGUUCUCCAUUGAGGGCUCCUAUCACCUGGAGAAAGUUCUCCCCAAGUUGGGGAUCAGAGACAUCUUCACCUCCCAUGCUGACCUGACUGGAUUCACCAACCACUCUAACAUCCAGGUGUCUGAGAUGGUGCACAAAGCCAUGGUGGAGGUGGACGAGUCGGGGACCAAGGCAGCUGCCGCCACAGGGAUGGUGUUUGCAUUCAGGUCCGCCCGGAUGGGCUCUCCAAGGAUAGUGUUCGACAGGCCCUUUCUGAUGGCUAUUGUGGAGAACAACAAGAACAUUCUCUUCCUGGGCAAAGUGACCCGCCCCUCAGGCGGGGAUUUCUCCUGAGAGGCCCCAGGCGUCCCUAGUAGAAAAUGGGGGUGCCCAGUGGCCAUCGAUCUGCUGAGAGCUAGUGCCUUGCACAGGUUUAGUUGACUAAUGAGACUUUCGCAAAUAAUAAUAGUAACUGAUACACUGAGGAUUGCUUCUUUCCCACAAUGGCAAGACUCAGGUGCCUUGAAGAACCCUGGAGAAUAUUUGGUCUUGCCCUCACCUUUCAUCAGUGGAGAUGAGUACUGAGGCCCAGAGAGUUUGAUUGA
Molecule: messenger RNA, 1493 nt
Organism: Miniopterus natalensis
Lineage: Eukaryota; Metazoa; Chordata; Mammalia; Chiroptera; Miniopteridae
Gene: SERPINA5
Product: serpin family A member 5
Molecular function (GO): serine-type endopeptidase inhibitor activity
Source: RefSeq, a predicted model, not a curated record